Molecule: messenger RNA, 999 nt
Organism: Brugia pahangi
Lineage: Eukaryota; Metazoa; Nematoda; Chromadorea; Rhabditida; Onchocercidae
Source: the annotation of a GenBank genome assembly
AUGAACAGUCGAAUACGAACAAUUGUGCUGUAUCGCGGAAAUGUGGAUACAUCGAAAUCUUCAAGUUCAAAUUGUUCACAACAGCAGCAACCCUCCAGACACCCAUUGGGUUUCAGUAUCGUAGGUGGCAUCGAUUCACCGCGCGGUCCCAUGGGAAUCUUUGUUAAAACUGUCUUCGCCGAUGGACUGGCUGCCAAAAGUGGCCUUGUUUGUAAAGGCGAUGAAAUUUUGAGCGUUAAUGGAGUGGAGUUGAGUGGGAAGACACAUUCGGAAGCGUUGCAAAUAUUCAAGAAGAAUACAAAAAUUGAUGUAACUCUUUGCAUUCGUCGAAAUAUCCCGAAUUCAUCGAAACAGAACAGAAUUCUCGAUUGUACUAAAAGAACCUUCACAAAUCAAAAACUGACGAUGGCCAAUGGUAGUAGGUAUGAAGGUGCAAAGAAAUGCAUUGUAGAUGGAUCAUUAAUAACAGCAGCAACAACAUCAGCAAGUACUGCAUGCCGCAGAUCUGCGAUUCUGGUUCAAAGUGAACGUCUAAAAAUGCAUGAUAGUCUCGGUGCGAAUGCUUUUGUAAGCGCAAAGCAUGUACUCGACAUUAAGCACGAGCUGAUGCGCAAGGAAAUUAUUCUUCGACGAUCUGCGCCAUCAGAACGCCUCGGUCUUGGGAUCGCCAUUGAGAGCGAUGAUAAUAAUAACAAAGUGAUCUGUGUGCGUAUAGAACAAGUUGAUCCAUAUUCUAUUGCUUCUCGAAGUGGCUUGCAAGUUGGUGAUCGAGUAUGGAGUGUUGCUGGCACCGAUGUCCAUCAGUGCAGUCGAAUUCAAUGUUUGUCACUUUUGCAGCAACCAGCAAUGAGCGUCACUAUGGUUGUUAGUCGGCAAAAUACUUCAUCAUCUCCACAGAAUAGAAGUAAUCGUUGCAUGAUCACCAAUGGAUCUCAAAUUUUCUCCUUACAGAAAGCGUAUUGUCAUAAUUUUUAUGGUCAAGAAAGUUCAGAAAGCUGA